GGCCUCGGGUCUGGCCUCAGCUGCCUCCCAACUCUCUAUGAUCGAGAACAAGUGUUGCUUUCCCGCUUUUCGCCUCACUUUAAUCGUCUAUUAAAAAGUGGGAGAGAAACUACCUUUAAAGAGUGGGGGUUGGACUAUCAUUUCAUUUUCUUCCUCUGUCCAAGGACUCUGCUCCACCUCUGGACAAAGUUGAUCCUCUGCCGAGAGGGUUAGACAUCCUAUGUGAGAAGGUGUGAGUGGUGUGUGUGUGUGUGUGUGUGUGUAUCCUGGGGCCUGGAAAGCCCAGUCUAAGGGAUGGACGAGGGGGCAGGAAACAGAGGAGAACCAGGCCAGACCGUUCUUCCCCUGGGGCCUCUCUAUACCCGAACCUGGAACCUGCUGUCAGUGUUCAGGCCUGGGCGGCUCUCUUUUGUCAUACUGAUUCUGGCUCAAGGUGUAACCUCCGCCUUCUCUAUCUGGCAAUUCCCUCCUCCCCUACCCCGCUCCGCGCGCGCCAACACACAUAUUGCUGUGGACACAACCCUUGCGCCCAGGCGUGAGGCUUAGGGAGUAGUGGCUCCUUUGUCUGCUCCCCUAAAGCGGACCUCCUACCCGCCUGGGCCGGCCCAUUCUUUAGCUCCUCGCACCGCUCCCCGCAUUCUCCAGGGCAGGACGUCCCAAGUUUUUGGCUGCAACUGAGUGCUCUCCUGCUAGUUUCUCCAUCUCUCUCCUUGCUUUAGGGAGAGAUCAGAGUGGGGAAAACAGCUUUCUUUUUCCACCAAGAGUGGAGAUUCUUUUUGGAGUUUCCCAUCCUCCCCUUCGCUGCCAUAAGCCUGGGUCAAAUGGGCUUCUUCCGCCUAUUUGGCGUCCCUCAUCGUUUCACUCCCAGAAACUUGGGGCCUAAACGUAGAGAGUCUAGCAGAAGGGGAUGCCUAGACUGAAUGUGGCAGUGCCCCGGGGCCGAGGGGAGAGGAUCUUUGCUUGGCCUUUUUAUCUAUUCUCUUAAGGGACUGCCUGCGGAGGAGGAGUUGGGUGUUGCGAGACUUUAGGUGUGCAUCCGGCUGCUCCCCGCGCCCUCCGAGCGUCCUCUGAACAAUUUUGCUACUGAGGUUUCCUCUCCCUCAUCCCUCAUCACGCCUGGCCCGCACCGUGGUUGGUAAAGAAGGAUCAAGAACACCUUUAAUCCGACGCGAAGGCUUUGAGGGAUACAUAGAAAGGGAGCCACGUCGUUGAGCUGCUCUGGAUUGAAGAGGAGGACGCGGGAACGCCUUCCUCCACCUCACUCCUCUGAAGUCCAUUGGAAUAUUAAGCCCAGGAGUUGCUUUGGGGAUGGCUGGAAGUGCAAUGUCUUCCAAGUUCUUCCUAAUGGCUUUGGCCAUAUUUUUCUCCUUCGCCCAGGUUGUAAUUGAAGCCAAUUCUUGGUGGUCGCUAGGUAUGAAUAACCCUGUUCAGAUGUCAGAAGUAUAUAUUAUAGGAGCACAGCCUCUCUGCAGCCAACUGGCAGGACUUUCUCAAGGACAGAAGAAACUGUGCCACUUGUAUCAGGACCACAUGCAGUACAUCGGAGAAGGCGCGAAGACAGGCAUCAAAGAAUGCCAGUAUCAAUUCCGACAUCGAAGGUGGAACUGCAGCACUGUGGAUAACACCUCUGUUUUUGGCAGGGUGAUGCAGAUAGGCAGCCGCGAGACGGCCUUCACAUACGCGGUGAGCGCAGCAGGGGUGGUGAACGCCAUGAGCCGGGCGUGCCGCGAGGGCGAGCUGUCCACCUGCGGCUGCAGCCGCGCCGCGCGCCCCAAGGACCUGCCGCGGGACUGGCUCUGGGGCGGCUGCGGCGACAACAUCGACUAUGGCUACCGCUUUGCCAAGGAGUUCGUGGACGCCCGCGAGCGGGAGCGCAUCCACGCCAAGGGCUCCUACGAGAGUGCUCGCAUCCUCAUGAACCUGCACAACAACGAGGCGGGCCGCAGGACGGUGUACAACCUGGCUGAUGUGGCCUGCAAGUGUCAUGGGGUGUCCGGCUCAUGUAGCCUGAAGACAUGCUGGCUGCAGCUGGCAGACUUCCGCAAGGUGGGUGAUGCCCUGAAGGAGAAGUACGACAGCGCGGCGGCCAUGCGGCUCAACAGCCGGGGCAAGUUGGUGCAGGUCAACAGCCGCUUCAACUCGCCCACCACACAAGACCUGGUCUACAUCGACCCCAGCCCUGACUACUGCGUGCGCAAUGAGAGCACCGGCUCGCUGGGCACGCAGGGCCGCCUGUGCAACAAGACGUCGGAGGGCAUGGAUGGCUGCGAGCUCAUGUGCUGCGGCCGUGGCUACGACCAGUUCAAGACCGUGCAGACGGAGCGCUGCCACUGCAAGUUCCACUGGUGCUGCUACGUCAAGUGCAAGAAGUGCACGGAGAUCGUGGACCAGUUUGUGUGCAAGUAGUGGGUGCCACCCAGCACUCAGCCCCGCUCCCAGGACCCGCUUAUUUAUAGAAAGUACAGUGAUUCUGGUUUUUGGUUUUUAGAAAUAUUUUUUAUUUUUCCCCAAGAAUUGCAACCGGAACCAUUUUUUUUCCUGUUACCAUCUAAGAACUCUGGUUUAUUAUUAAUAUUAUAAUUAUUAUUUGGCAAUAAUGGGGGUGGGAACCAAGAAAAAUAUUUAUUUUGUGGAUCUUUGAAAAGGUAAUACAAGACUUCUUUUGAUAGUAUAGAAUGAAGGGGAAAUAACACAUACCCUAACUUAGCUGUGUGGACAUGGUACACAUCCAGAAGGUAAAGAAAUACGUUUUCUUUUUCUCAAAUAUGCCAUCAUAUGGGAUGGGUAGGUUCCAGUUGAAAGAGGGUGGUAGAAAUCUAUUCACAAUUCAGCUUCUAUGACCAAAAUGAGUUGUAAAUUCUCUGGUGCAAGAUAAAAGGUCUUGGGAAAACAAAACAAAACAAAACAAACCUCCCUUCCCCAGCAGGGCUGCUAGCUUGCUUUCUGCAUUUUCAAAAUGAUAAUUUACAAUGGAAGGACAAGAAUGUCAUAUUCUCAAGGAAAAAAGGUAUAUCACAUGUCUCAUUCUCCUCAAAUAUUCCAUUUGCAGACAGACCGUCAUAUUCUAAUAGCUCAUGAAAUUUGGGCAGCAGGGAGGAAAGUCCCCAGAAAUUAAAAAAUUUAAAACUCCUAUGUCAAGAUGUUGAUUUGAAGCUGUUAUAAGAAUUAGGAUUCCAGAUUGUAAAAAGAUCCCCAAAUGAUUCUGGACACUAGAUUUUUUUGUUUGGGGAGGUUGGCUUGAACAUAAAUGAAAAUAUCCUGUUAUUUUCUUAGGGAUACUUGGUUAGUAAAUUAUAAUAAUAAAAAUAAUACAUGAAUCCCAUUCACAGGUUCUCAGCCCAAGCAACAAGGUAAUUGCGUGCCAUUCAGCACUGCACCAGAGCAGACAACCUAUUUGAGGAAAAACAGUGAAAUCCACCUUCCUCUUCACACUGAGCCCUCUCUGAUUCCUCCGUGUUGUGAUGUGAUGCUGGCCACGUUUCCAAACGGCAGCUCCACUGGGUCCCCUUUGGUUGUAGGACAGGAAAUGAAACAUUAGGAGCUCUGCUUGGAAAACAGUUCACUACUUAGGGAUUUUUGUUUCCUAAAACUUUUAUUUUGAGGAGCAGUAGUUUUCUAUGUUUUAAUGACAGAACUUGGCUAAUGGAAUUCACAGAGGUGUUGCAGCGUAUCACUGUUAUGAUCCUGUGUUUAGAUUAUCCACUCAUGCUUCUCCUAUUGUACUGCAGGUGUACCUUAAAACUGUUCCCAGUGUACUUGAACAGUUGCAUUUAUAAGGGGGGAAAUGUGGUUUAAUGGUGCCUAAUAUCUCAAAGUCUUUUGUACAUAACAUAUAUAUAUAUACAUAUAUAUAAAUAUAAAUAUAAAUAUAUCUCAUUGCAGCCAGUGAUUUAGAUUUACAGUUUACUCUGGGGUUAUUUCUCUGUCUAGAGCAUUGUUGUCCUUCACUGCAGUCCAGUUGGGAUUAUUCCAAAAGUUUUUUGAGUCUUGAGCUUGGGCUGUGGCCCUGCUGUGAUCAUACCUUGAGCACGACGAAGCAACCUUGUUUCUGAGGAAGCUUGAGUUCUGACUCACUGAAAUGCGUGUUGGGUUGAAGAUAUCUUUUUUCUUUUCUGCCUCACCCCUUUGUCUCCAACCUCCAUUUCUGUUCACUUUGUGGAGAGGGCAUUACUUGUUCGUUAUAGACAUGGACGUUAAGAGAUAUUCAAAACUCAGAAGCUUCAGCAAUGUUUCUCUUUUCUUAGUUCAUUCUGCAGAAUGGAAACCCAUGCCUAUUAGAAAUGACAGUACUUAUUAAUUGAGUCCCUAAGGAAUAUUCAGCCCACUACAUAGAUAGCUUUUUUU
Messenger RNA from Pan troglodytes (chimpanzee), 4344 nucleotides. It is a transcript of the gene WNT5A, whose product is annotated as Wnt family member 5A. The transcript is spliced from 5 exons. Gene Ontology annotation, biological process: cell fate commitment; neuron differentiation; multicellular organism development. Lineage: Eukaryota; Metazoa; Chordata; Mammalia; Primates; Hominidae. Gene Ontology annotation, molecular function: cytokine activity; frizzled binding. The record is from RefSeq and is a predicted model, not a curated record. The coding region runs from base 1309 to 2406 and encodes 365 amino acids. Gene Ontology annotation, cellular component: extracellular region.